Molecule: messenger RNA, 3871 nt
Organism: Patella vulgata (common limpet)
Lineage: Eukaryota; Metazoa; Mollusca; Gastropoda; Patellidae
Product: pyruvate kinase
Exons: 12
Coding region: 154-1797 (547 amino acids)
Biological process (GO): glycolytic process
Cellular component (GO): cytoplasm
Molecular function (GO): magnesium ion binding; pyruvate kinase activity; potassium ion binding
Source: RefSeq, a predicted model, not a curated record
CUUUACAAAUUCUCUCAAUGUUUUCCUAGGAUUUAAAUAGUCAGUUUACAGAAGCAAUUGAUUUCUUAUUUCAUUUCAAAUAAAUAUUGACAGAAUCUUAAAAACCAGGUAGCUCCUUAUUCAGGAAUGGAUUAAACUUAUUGGAUUAAUAUAAUGGCUGAAAAUUGUAACAAAGAUAAAAGGAGUGGAAAUGUUUGUAAUCAACAUCAGACCCGUUUAGAACAUAUUUGUGAUCUGAAUAUCGACAAGAGUCCAUCAGAUAUAAAGAAAACUGGUAUUAUCUGCACAAUAGGGCCGGCAUGUGAUUCUAUAGAAAUGAUAGACAAGCUUAUACAGAAAGGAAUGAGAAUAUGUCGACUUAACAUGGUUCAUUCGUCUGAAGAGUAUUAUGUAAAAGUUAUAGAGAACAUUAGAAAUGUGGUGGCAAAAUCCUAUGAGCAGAAUCAAGUUGCUAUAGCAAUAGAUAUCACUGGACCAGGUGCCAGAAUUGGUAAAUUUAAAUCAGAUAUAGGUAAUUGUAUAACAUUGAAAACAGGAAAUAAAAUGUUAUUCACAUGUGAUAAAAAGUAUGAAGUUAACUGUGAUCGUAAACGUGUUUAUGUUGAUCAACCAGAAUUUUUCAACAUAGCAGAAGUUGGAGAUCUGAUAUUUAUAGAAGAUGGACCAUUAUCAUUGAAAGUCUUAGAAAAACAUGAUAGUACUACAUUAAUUUGCCAAGUAGAUAAUGGUGGAGACAUGGCUAAUUUUCAUCAAUGUCAUAUACCUAAAAAAUUACCUGGUAAACCAGUCUUAACACAGAGAGAUAAAGAUGCUAUUGCUUUUGCUCUAGAUAAUGAAGUAGAUAUGAUAUUAGCGUCAUGGGUGUGGUGCUCCAGUAUUAUACAAUCUAUAAGACUAGAAUUAGGAACAAAAGCUGAUGCUGUUCAUGUUAUAGCCAAAAUACAAAAUCACGAAGGAGUACUUAAUUUUGAUGAGAUAUUGAAAGUUAGUGAUGGUAUAUUAGUAGGAAGGGGUGAUCUUGGUAUAGAUAUACCCGGUGAAAAAGUUUUUCUAGCACAGAAGAUGAUGAUAGGUAAAGCUAAUAGUGCAGGGAAACCAGUUAUAUGUGCAGCACAGAUGUUAGAUAGUAUGGUAAACAAUCCCAGACCAACCAGAGCUGAAGCUAGUGAUGUAGCUAAUGCUGUAUUAGAUGGUAUAGACUGUAUUAUGUUAUCUAGAGAAACGGCCAUAGGAACAAAUCCUGUUAAAGUUGUAGAAACAUUAUCAGCUAUAUGUCGAGAAGCUGAAUCAGUAGCAUUUACUGAUUCUGUAUUUAGAGAAUUACAAUUACAAACACCUAAACCUGUAGGUAAAACACAUACUACAGCUAUAGCCGCUGUUGAGGCAGCUAGUAAAUCUAAAGCAUCAGCUAUAUUAGUAGUUACAACAUCUGGCAGGUCAGCUGCUAUGAUAGCUAAAUACCGUCCUUCCUGUAUUAUUAUUGCUAUUACACGUGUACCUGAAACAGCAAGAUAUUUACAUUUAUUUCGAGGAGUUUAUCCAAUGUUAUAUUCAGAACCAUGUUGUGCUGAAUGGAUAGAUGAUAUAGAUAAACGGAUACAUACCGCUUUACUUAUGGCACAAAGUAAAGGUUUUGUUGCUGUCAAUGAUUCGGUUGUCUUGGUUACGGGCUGGUCAGCAGGAAGUGGUCAUACAAAUACAUUACGAUUAAUAACAGUACCAAUAUUAACUAAUAACAUGGAAUCAAGACCUAGUCUUGUUAAACUGGUUGAUGUCAAAUCUAAUCCAGAUAUCUGAAUCUUGCGUCAUGCCAGAACAUACCAUCAAAGGCUAGGGGUACCAAUCAUCUUUGAUCAAAAUCAACCAACAGUUGCAGAAUUUCUUAUUUUUGUUCAAGCUACAUUUCACUAUGCUGAUUUCAUAAUUUUAUGGUAAAAAUAAUCAUAGAAACUAAGAUAGUAAAAUUUAAAAUGGCAUAUUCAACAAUAAUUCUCUGUGGGUAAUAUAACCAAGAUUAAAGAUUUCCUUUUAGUUAAGGGAAUUACUGAUGGAGAUGGUUGGGUCCCUUGAUUUUAAAUCUGAACAAAGUGCAAUAUAUAGUUGUAAAUAUAUUUCAGACUCCAAACUUAUAUAUCGCUCUUUCUCAGUUUUUGCACUUCAUGAUUGUAAAGAUCAAUAUUUUAGAAAUUAUUUCAUAAGGCACGUCUUGAGUUCAAUCUGUUUUUAAAGUUGAUACCUUGAGCUGACUUUUAAUACAUCAAUCAAGGAUGACACUGAAUAUUGUGCAUACAUCCCAUGGUUAUUUCAUCAAAUCAGCUAGAAAUAAUUUAAUGUUUUUGUCAUGGUUACAAUUAAACUGAAAUAUUCCUAUGCACCUUUUAUAUCAAGAUCAGUUUACGUAGCUGAAUUCUUUAUUAUACCAUAUCUUAAUUGUUAGGUCAUAUAAAAAAAUAUCUUCUGUUUCUCAGAUACUCUCAUGUCACUUGAAAAGGACUGCAUAACCCAUUUUUAUUUCAAAAAAUAAAAACUGUCUCAUUAAUUACAGGAAGUAAUUUCAAAAUAAUAAACAUUACCAGAGUUUCAAUUAUCCAGUAAAUAACCUGAUAAAUAUUAUUGACAAUGAUAAAUGAUACUAGAUAAUCAUACUUUCCUAUAAAAAGCAUGAUGAGAUAAAUGUAGUGCCUUGAAAUGUGAUGAUUAUAGAAGUCAAUUAGCCCAGUAGUGCGGCUUUGACAAAAUCCAAACACAAAUUUUUUGGCAAGGGUUGUCUGAGAACCAGAAUACUUUUUUCUAUGGGCUUACUUUGAAAAAGUUGCUUUUGAUUUUAAUCAAGCGAAAACAAUUUAAAUAUUUAUUGUGUUUUCUCGGAGUCUUGAGAUGAAAAUAAUGGUCUAAUGAUAAAAUAGUAAUAAUGUUUUGUUUUUUAAAAAUAUACAUGUACUUGAACCACAUUGUUAAUCUAAGUCUGUGUGCCUUUUCACCAAAAAUGUCAUUUGUUUUUUAUAUUAUUAUUAGUGUUGUUGUGUUUGUUUAUUUAUUAUAAUAUUUAUAAUUUUAUCAAGGACCAGAAGAACUGUUAUGAAUGUUUUUAUACACCCACAUUUUCAUGUGGAGGUAUAUUGUCGUCGCCUCUGUCCAUCCCUCCACAAUUUAUUAGUGAACACUUGUUUGUGAACACUCUAUGGGUCACAAUUUUUAUCCAAUUUUGACGAAACUUGAAAUAUUGGUUUAUCUCCAAAAGAUUUUGGUUCCUUUUGAUAUUGGCAUGUAUUGGACUGUAACUUCAUGGAUUAUGGCCUCUGAUUGUACGAAAAAUUACGUUUUUAGCUUGUGGACCCUCUAGAGGUCACAAUUUUUAUCCGAUUUUAAAAAUUGUUUACAUAUAUCACCCUUACACCCUAAUGAUGGUUGAAUUCCGUGAAAAUCGAACCGAGACUGCCCGACAAAAUGGUCGCUCCAUGUACACAAAUAGCAUAAAACUAUGUAAUACCAAGGUUGUGGACCCUUUGGAGGUCACAAUAUUUAUCAGAUUUUGAUGAAACUUAAAAUAUAUGUUUAUAUCCCAAAGACUCAUUUCCUUUCUAUAUUUGCGCAUAUCAGAGCGUAACUUCUUGGAUUAUGGCCCUUGAUUGUAUGAAAAAUCGUGUUUUGUUUUUUUUAGCUUAUUCGAUCAGUGUCCAUCUCUUGCAAAUUGUGGGCGUAUCUUGCGUGGCAAUCACUUAUUGUUAUUAUUAAGAAUGUUGUUUUAAGAGAGAAAUCUUGCCAUAUUAACCAUUAUAAACAGACGUAUAUAUAUAUGUUAUCAACAUAAUAAAUGUUCACAGACUGAAAAUGAUCUGAAUAAAAACAAUGCUUUUAAUUUAAAAAUAUC